AUGGCGCACACGCACGACAACCCGCUGCACGUGCACUCGCUCUCUGGCUUCUCGCCCGUCGGAUGGCCGACCUUUGAGGCGACGCUGUGGGCGCUCGGGCCCAUCUACCUCUACAGCCUGGUCAAGACGGCCGCGACGGCGCGGGCGAGGGACUUGGGCGGGCAUCGGCGCUGGUCCGUCUUUCAUACCAUGGUGGCGUACGUUAUCAGCCUGGAGCGCCUGAGCUUGGUGCUCUCGUAUGUGGCCGGGUGGGUGCUGGCGCUGUGGCCGAAGGAUGAGGUUCAUCGGUACUUAGGCAUAGAGGAUACGCUCGAGGCCAAGGCGGAGGCAGAGCGGGACGUGUUUGCGCUGGCCAACGUGACGGCCUUUUCCAUGGUGGUCUGCUGGGCGCUCUACGAGUGGGGCAGCGCAGGGUAUCUAAAGGGUUUCGUCAACUCCUUUGCCGUUCCCAUUGAUGUACAUAGCAAGGAGGAGUAG
Purpureocillium lilacinum is the source of this 477-nucleotide messenger RNA. RefSeq lists its product as uncharacterized. The record is from RefSeq and is a predicted model, not a curated record. NCBI's taxonomy places the organism in Eukaryota, Fungi, Ascomycota, Sordariomycetes, Hypocreales, Ophiocordycipitaceae.